GUUCAUUUGUUUCUCUGAUGGCAUUGGCGUUUCUCCGGUGGAUCCUCCGGGUCCUGAUGGUCCUGAUCGUCUUUCAGGGUGUGUUUGUGAUGUUUUAUUACACACUCAACACACACUCAUCCAGAGAUGGGAUGACGGACACGCUUCAGCUGCUGCGCUGCGCUAAACUCAGACGCAAGUUUUACAUUAUUAACCCGGCCAAAAGUUUAAAACUGCAGAGUUUCACGCAGGAGCUGUCAGAUUUCAUGAGCUGCCCGUACAAAUCAAACACAACCGAGCGCGAGCUGAACAGAAUGAGGCUGCAGUUAUGCUGCAACGCCACAGGAUCGUUAUUCCUCACCAAACGCAACACAGCUGUCAAUCAGACCAUCCCGUAUGAGACCAGCAAAAUAAAAACAUACAAAAUGAAUGCAGUCAUUCACAGCAUGCUGCCUGAGGAUUUCCCCUGGAGCGGUCGUCGUCUGGGUCGGUGUGCUGUGGUUGGCAGUGGUGGGAUUCUGAAGAACAGCAGCUGUGGACGUGAGAUCGACAGCGCAGACUUCGUCAUACGGUUUAAUUUGGCGACAAUUAAUGACAGUGAUGUUGGGCUGAAGACGGAUCUUAUAACCAUCAACCCCAGUCAGAUUCGAUUAACAUCCAUGGAAUCUUUCAGCUG
Sinocyclocheilus anshuiensis is the source of this 655-nucleotide messenger RNA. Its product is annotated as alpha-2,8-sialyltransferase 8E-like. The transcript is spliced from 7 exons. Gene Ontology annotation, biological process: oligosaccharide metabolic process; N-glycan processing. Gene Ontology annotation, molecular function: alpha-N-acetylneuraminate alpha-2,8-sialyltransferase activity. The record is from RefSeq and is a predicted model, not a curated record. NCBI's taxonomy places the organism in Eukaryota, Metazoa, Chordata, Actinopteri, Cypriniformes, Cyprinidae. The annotation marks the transcript as partial.